Molecule: messenger RNA, 1612 nt
Organism: Salvia hispanica
Lineage: Eukaryota; Viridiplantae; Streptophyta; Magnoliopsida; Lamiales; Lamiaceae
Product: metacaspase-1-like
Biological process (GO): proteolysis
Cellular component (GO): cytoplasm
Molecular function (GO): cysteine-type endopeptidase activity
Source: RefSeq, a predicted model, not a curated record
UGACCCUGUUCUGUUCCAUAAAUGAAAAGUUCGACACAAUUUGAGAUUUUUUUUCGAAAUCAGAUGCGAUCACCUACCACCAAUCAAAGAUUUAGCUAAGUUACGCUCCAUCAUCAUUCCGUUAUAAUAUAAGUAUUCAUCUACACGAACCACAAUUUCUCAAACAAAAAUAAAAGAAUUCGAUUCCCACAAACAUCAAUCAAACUCAAACAUCACCAACCCAUAUCAACACAUACCUCCCUCAAACACAAAAUCCCCAAAGCCACCAUCCAUGGAAGAAGCCCUCACCUGCAAAAAAUGCAAGCAAACAUCCUCCCUCCCUCCCUCCGCCCAGCGCAUCCGCUGCCUCGGCUGCCAAACCCUCCUCUCCCUCUCCACCACCGCCGACGCCGCCCGCUCCACCACCCAAGAACUCCGCCUCGACCUCUCCAAGAAAAAAACCGAAGCAAAGGACCUCUGCAGCAGCCUCCGCCGCAAACUCCCCUUCUCCACCACCACGCCGCCGCUGCCGCCGCAAAACACCCCUUUCGCCUCCCUCCACAGCGAGCCCCGCCCGGGGAGGCGGGCGCUCCUCUGCGGAGUGAGCUACAAGAAGCAGAAGCACGAGCUCAAGGGCACCGCGCUCGACGUGAAGAAGAUGAAGCUGCUCCUCGAGAGCUUCCGCUUCCCGCAGGAAUCCGUCCUCGUUCUCAUGGAGGAAGGCGGGUUUCUUCCUCCGACGAGGGAGAACAUCGAGGAGGGACUCCGGUGGCUGGUGAGGGGGAUCCGGCCCGGGGAUUCCCUCGUGUUUUUCUUCUCCGGCCACGGGAAGAGGCAGCGGGAGGAGGUGGCCGGGGAUGAGAUCGACGGAUUUGACGAGACGAUCUGCCCCGUCGAUUUCGAGGAGAAAGGGAUGAUCGUUGAUAACUUCAUCAACCGCACCAUCGUUAGGCCGCUCGUGCCAGGUGUCACGCUUCACGCCAUCAUCGAGUCUUGCCACAGUGGAACUAUUCUCGACUUACCCCACGUUUGCAACGCCAGGGGAGAAUGGGAAGAUAAUAGUCCACCUUCUGGAGCUUAUAAAGGAACAAAAGGAGGAAAGGCCAUUUGUUUCAGUGCUUGUGAAGAUUAUCAACUAGCUGCAGAUACCACACUUUUAUCAUCAGAUAGGGAAAUGACUGGUGCCAUGACCAUCACAUUCAUAAAGGCAAUCAAAGAAUCACAAGAGAGAAAAGAGAAGAUAAGUUACAAGGGUAUCAUGGAUUCUAUGCAUAAUAGCAUCAAGGAAGCCGGUAAAUCGGGAGGCAUCUUUGCUGGGAUACGCCGGAGAUUCCACCGGAGAAUCUUGCAGGAUCCAUUGUUGUCAUCUACUGAAGAAUUCGACACUAGCUCAGAGUUCAAUCUGUGAUAAUCAAUUUAAAAUAAAAUACUUAUCACAUUUUCUUUGAUAAUAUUUAUAGUAAUUAACAUUCAUAUAAGCUAAUGUAUGGACACAUACAUUGCCAUGGUAUAUUUAAAAAUUUUAAGUAGUUUUUAUGUCAAAAGAUUUCAUAUUUUCAUAUAUAAAUCGCACCUUCCCUAGAGAUGUCAGAUUGUAAUACUCUUACAUGAAUCACAAAGAUUUUUAGUUGUU